Messenger RNA from Aspergillus tanneri, 678 nucleotides. RefSeq lists its product as uncharacterized. NCBI's taxonomy places the organism in Eukaryota, Fungi, Ascomycota, Eurotiomycetes, Eurotiales, Aspergillaceae. The transcript has 2 exons. The coding region runs from base 1 to 678 and encodes 225 amino acids. The record is from RefSeq and is a predicted model, not a curated record.
AUGGCAGAAUCAUCAGAGCCCGCAUAUGUUGACCUCGUCAGGCGCAAACAAGCCCAGCUGAAAUCUGGCAUCCCCGCCGAAUGGAGACUCCCGGCCCAUCUGAUUCCCGGUGAUAUGUUGUCCCUUGCGGAUUCCAUCACCAACGCCAAACAAUACCAGAGAGUCAAUGUAAUAGAUAUCCCGAGAAAUUCAGGCCUGUUAACGCCGAAGGACCUGGAGAUUACCGAAAAUUUCGACGUCUGCAGGCUUCUAUCCCAGAUAGCCGAAGGAAAGUCCAGUGCCGAAGAAGUGGUGAGAGGAUUCUCGAAGCGAGCCGCCAUCGCCCACCAAGUUACCCGGUGCUUAACUGAGCCUCUCUUUGACAGCGCCCUACAGCGCGGCAAAGCGCUGGAUGAGCAUCUCCAACACACGGGGAAGCCAGUCGGCCCUCUCAACGGUCUCCCAGUGUCAGUGAAAGACUGCUUCCGAGUGAAAGGCGUCGACGCGAGCAUCGGCUUGACGGCGCUAGCAUUUAAACCCUCCACCCUUAACGCCCCGCUAGUCAGCCUCCUGCUCUCUCUCGGCGCAGUGAUCAUUGCCAAGACGAAUGUCUCUCAGGCUAUGGGAGCCCCUGAUAGCUGCAAACCUCUUUGGCCGGACCCUGAACCCGCUCAACCGCCAGCUCACCGCUGGUGGUAG